AUGACUUGCCUCUGCUAUAGAAGGCCCCACGCCAGUUUCAGCCCUAUUACACUCAAGUACUAUAGUUGUUGCCGGCAUCUUCUUAUUGAUCCAAGUAUUUCCCUCUAUCUCAAAUAA
This is a messenger RNA of Staurois parvus, 117 nucleotides long. The record is from the annotation of a GenBank genome assembly. NCBI's taxonomy places the organism in Eukaryota, Metazoa, Chordata, Amphibia, Anura, Ranidae.